Strongyloides ratti is the source of this 1137-nucleotide messenger RNA. RefSeq names its product Histidine phosphatase superfamily, clade-2-containing protein. The transcript is spliced from 2 exons. The coding region runs from base 1 to 1137 and encodes 378 amino acids. The record is from RefSeq and is a predicted model, not a curated record. Lineage: Eukaryota; Metazoa; Nematoda; Chromadorea; Rhabditida; Strongyloididae. Gene Ontology annotation, molecular function: phosphatase activity. Gene Ontology annotation, biological process: dephosphorylation.
AUGGAAUGGAAACUAUAUUAUACGCUAUAUUUAUUAAUAAUAAAAAUUUUUUACAUUGAAGCUGCAAAAAAGGAGACACUUAUUUUUGUAACAUCUGUUUGGAGACAUGGAGAUCGAUCUCCAACAAAAUUGAUUUAUAAAAAUGAUAUUCAUACAGAAGAUACAUGGGAAAAUGGAUGGGGACAAUUAACAGAAAAAGGAAAAACCCAAUUAAUGCAUCUUGGGCAAUGGUUUAAAAAAAGAUAUGUUAACACCUUUGUUAAUGAAACAUACAAAAGUAAAGAAGUCUAUAUAAUGUCUUCAGAUUCAGAAAGAGCACUUACUAGUGCUCAAGCUUUCGCUUUUGGAAUGUACCCAAAACUUGAAAAUGUAUUUUCAGAAUUACCAGCACAAGUAGUUCCAAUACAUGCACCAAGUUAUGAAUCUAAUGAUCCAUUACUUAAAGGUUAUAAAUACAAAUGUCCAUGCUAUGAUAAAAAAUUAAAAAGAAUUAACAAUGAUUUAUACAAUAAUUUGAAAACUAAAUACAGUGAUGUUUUUCCAUUUUUAAAAACUGUCACUAAUUCUAAGGAUGAUUUACCAUUAAAAAAGGUUGGAGAUAUAUGCAAUGUAGAAACUGAAAUUGCUUAUAAUAUGGUUCAACCAGAUUGGAUGUUUCAAACAUGGAAUCAAUAUAAGAAUAAGACAACUUUUGAUAUUGUUUGUGAAAUUAAAGACAAUUUUCGAUUAUCUGAUUUUAAAAAUUUAGAAUUGGGAAAACUACGUGGUGGUUUGUUAUUGAAUGUUUGGCUUAAAAAUAUGAAACAAAUUAUAGAAAAUCCAAAUGAACCACAUAAAAAAAUGAUUUUAUAUUCAGCACAUGCAGAAACAUUACUACCCCUUAUGUCAUCUCUUCGUAUGCAUCCUAAUGAAUUUGUUCCAUACGCAACUGCAUUAGUUUUAGAAUUAUAUAAGUAUAAAGAUGAGCAUUUUGUUAGAUUAUUUUAUAAAGUUAAUUCUCAUUCUGUCAAAUAUUUAGAAAUUCCAAAAUGCAAAAGUUUAUGUAGAUUUUCAACCUUCUAUAAAUUAUAUUAUGAUAAAUCAUAUAGUUCGGUAGAGUUAUUGAACAAAGAAUGUUAUUCAGAAUCUUGUAAUUGA